This is a messenger RNA of Paramecium octaurelia, 1597 nucleotides long. NCBI's taxonomy places the organism in Eukaryota, Ciliophora, Oligohymenophorea, Peniculida, Parameciidae. The record is from the annotation of a GenBank genome assembly.
AUGAAAAACUACAAUCAAGAUAGUGUCUCUUUCAAUAUCUUAAGUUGUCCAAGUUCUGAAAGACAAUAGAAAAUUAAAGUGACUCCCAAUACUCUUAUGACCUAAAGACUUAAUAUUCCAUUAAUAUCAUAAAAUUCAUAAUAACAGAAAAGUUAUGCAAAUCGCCCCAAGAUGUUUAAACAGAUAUGUGACUACCCUUAAUUAUAGCCUUCUAACUAAAAUACAUAAGCAUUUAAAAUGAAAACUUCCGUUGAACCCUAUGAAAAAAUUGAAAAUAAUAGAAAAUACUAGAGUAUUAUUUAGAAAGAUUUUUAAAGGGAUAGAACACUAACAAAUUAAUAAUUGCAUUAUAAAAAACCAAUAGAUAUAUACAAAUAUCAGACAGACACUACCAAUAGAGAUUAAAAAACCUCUAUGCUUGUCUAGCCACUUGAAUAAAAUUUCCCAAUUAUUUAAAGUUCUGAAUUUAAUCCAUAUAGAGAAAAUACAACAUUACCUAUUUAUAAUCAUAAAAAAAAUACGAUAUAGUUUACAAAUAACAGUUCUAAAAAUAGGAGUUAUACUUUAAAUGGAAUCCCUUAAAGAGGCAAUCAGUAGCACGAAAUUAUAAAUAAACCAAGAGGAAAAUAUCGACUUGUUAUUAAAAAAUUAAGACUUAAAAUUGUUGUCCUAUUUGUUCUAGCCGCUCUCAGGUUUAGCAGAAAAUACAAGUACAUUAUUUUCUUAAAAUAGAAUCACAUUUAAAAAAAGAAAUUAAGCCUUAGAACAUUUUAAUAAAUUGAAGAAACCCCAUUUAACCCACUUUAGUACAAUGGGAGAAAGGCAAAUUAAAUUUUUUUAUCGUACCUUUGUCGAAUAGAUUUUCUCUAAAAUUAUUAAACUUUUAAAGAGUGAAGAUUAUAUUAAAGAUUAUACUGAAAUCUUAAAAUAAAAAUAAGAAAUGAUAUUAGAUUUCUAGAAACAGAGGUUAUGCUUUUUCAUAAAAUUAAUAUUUUAAGAUUUAGAAUUGAUAACAAGAAAAAAUUUAAUACCUGAAUUUAUGGUCGAUUGCUUGAAUUUAAGUCUUUUCUCUAGAAAAAACACAUAAACUAGCUUGUUUGUAGCGAAUAGGACUAAGUUUUAUUCAAAAACAGUUCAUUCUCUCAAUUAAUAGUAGAAGAUGUUAAUUACAUUAGAAUUCCUUAUUUUCGCUGUUAUUAUACCUAAUGCAUUAGAUAUUGCUAAUUAAUAUGAAUGCGUCAAUGAAAAUCAUCAAGCAAUAGUUCAACUCUACUUCAUUUCCAUAGUUAUGUUAUUAACAGGAUUCUUCACAAAUUAUUUCAAGGACUUGCCCAAAAUUUAAUCAUCGAAUGUUAAACCAGUCUAAUUGUUAUUGAAAGUUAGCGAAGAUUAAGAUGACAAUCCUGUCUAAACACGAAUAAUUGUAUCCCAAGAAUUAGAAUAAAAUGAAGAAUUGAUUCUCUCGGGAGAUUUGAAAAUCAAUUUUAUUGAUAAAAACUUUAGUGACAAACCUAACUUCUAAAAAGAUAUGGGUAAACUCUUUUCCAAAAUCGUUACUAAUGUUGGAGCAAUAAUAGAUAUUUCAAAUGUAGAAUGA